AUGCCUGACACUAUGGUCCACUCCUUUACAGACAAAUCCUCGGAGGAGAAGAAGGACUCGUUUGUGGAGAAGUUGGCGACUCAAGUGAUCAAGAACCUGCAGGUGAAGAUCAGCAGCAUCCACCUGCGCUACGAGGACGAUGUGUCGGACCCAGAGAGACCCCUGUCCAUGGGAGCCACUCUGUCGGAGCUCAGCCUUCAGACGACAGAUGAGAACUGGAGAGCCUGCAUCCUGAAUGAGGCCGCCAAGAUCAUCUACAAGCUGGGCAGCCUGGAGUGUCUGUGCGUCUACUGGAACGUCCCCAGCCUCAUGUUCUACAAAGGCUCCUGGGAAGACAUCAUUGAUCUGCUCAAAUCUGGGAUCAGCACCAAAUCAAAGGAGCAGCCUCAUUAUCAGUACAUUUUUAAGCCGAUCUUUGCUUCUGCCAAAAUGUGCAUAAACCCGAACUCUGACCUGGAACUGAAGACGCCCAAAGCCCAACUGCAGCUGGAGGUUCAGAACAUUGCCAUUGAGAUCACCAAGCCCCAGUACCUGGCCGUGAUAGACGUGCUGGAGUCCAUUGAUUCGAUGGUGAAAAACGCUCCGUAUCGGAAGUUCAGGCCCGACGUCCAGGUCCACGGCCACGCUGCAGUCUGGUGGAGGUACGCCUUCAGCAGCAUCAUGGAGGUGCACGUCCGUUGCCGUAGCAACAUGUGGUCCUGGUCCAGCAUCAAGCAGCACCGAGAAACUCUCAAGAUCUACAAGAGAGAGUACAAGAACAAACUGCUGAGCUCAGGGGGCAAGACCAGCCUGGAGACAGAGCAACACGUCCAGGAUUUGGAGAAAGUCCUGGACGUCUUCAGCAUCACUCUGAUUCGCCAACAAGCGAAAAUGGAGGUGAUCCGCUCGGGGCAGAAGCUGGUGUCUAAGAAGUCGUCCGGUCAAAAGGCUGCAGGAGGAGGAUGGUUUGGAGGCUGGUUUGGGAAAAAGGCCAAAAAGGACGAAAAGGAGCCAGAGGAGAAGGAGGAGAGCGAGGGUUCUGGUCUGGACGACAUCAUGACUGUGGAGGAGAAGAAGAAACUCUACACAGCGAUUGGAUACAGCGGCAGCUCCCACAACCUCAGCCUGCCCAAAGACUAUGUGGCUGUGGUCCUUCGCUUCCAGCUGCUGAAGACCUCUGUGACCAUCAGAGAGAAACCAGAUGUCCCAGAGAUCCUCAAAGUCCAGAUCAUCAACCUGAGCACCAAGAUCUGCCAAAGACCAGGGGCCCAGGCCAUCCGGUUGGAGGCGGCCCUGCAGCACUGGUAUGUUACUGGUCUUGAACAGCAGGGGGCAGUACCGUCCCUGGUAACGUCUAUGGGAGAGUCCAGCUCCUCUCUGCUCACUGUGCUGUACGAGACACACCCAGAGGAGAGCACCGCGGACCAGCUCCUGAGGGUCCAGUCGCAGCCGGUGGAGAUCUCCUACGACGCCCUGACUGUGAACAGCAUCGCAGACUUCUUUAAGACGGGUAAAGGAGUGGAUCUGGAGGUUCUGACUUCUGCCACUUUGUCCAAACUGGAGGAGUUUAAGGAGAAGACUGCAGCAGGUCUCUCUCACAUCAUCGAGACCCGGAAGGUGCUGGACCUGAAGAUCGACCUGAAACCCUCCUAUUUACUGCUGCCCAAGUCCGGACACUACAGCGACUCCUCGGACCUCAUCAUCGUGGACUUCGGAAGCUUCAAGUUGGACAGUGUGGACCAGAGCCUCCUCAGCCCCUCCCCCUCCUCGUCUCUGGAGGAGAUCAUGGACCGAGCCUACGAGAGGUUUACGGUCCAGCUCCGCAAAGUCCAAGUUCUCUACAGCAAGUCCGGAGAGGCCUGGAGAGCGGCUCGUCAGCAGAGCUCCUCUGUUCAGCACAUCCUGCAGCCCAUGGACAUCCGUCUGCAACUGGGCAAGAGCAUGGUGGACAAUGACGCCCGCAUGCCCAAGUUUAAGAUUUCUGGAGAACUUCCUCUGCUCCACGUGAAGAUCUCAGACCUGAAGAUCCAGAGUGUGUUCCAGCUCAUCGACAGCAUCCCUCUGCCAACCCCUGGCUCAGCUGCCUCCUCCCCCACAGAGAAGGUCCCAUCUCUGGCAGAGUCUAGACCCAAAGCCCUGAACCUCCAGAGUGCUCUCCUUCCGGCCUUAGAAACAGACUCUGAGGAGGAGGUCAGUGAGAAGUUUGUGGAGGAGGAGCAGGUGCACCUCCUGGAGGAGCUCACGGAGGUGCAGUUCAAGUUCGAAGUCAAAGAGGUGCUCCUGGAGCUGACUCAGGCCGACCAGCAGAGGACCGUCCUGUUACUGAGUGUGUUCCAGCUCGGAGCCGAGGGCCGGAAACGAACCUAUGACCUCAGCACCACUGCAUACUUACACAGGGUCUCACUGGACUACUGCGAUGUACCAGUUGGGAGAAAGCCUCUCCAUCUCAUGAGAUCGUCAGAACAACACGGCUGUAACCUGCUCAAAGUGGACUACACUCGUGCCGACCCCAGCGGGCCCAACUUCAGCACACAGUUUGGAAACACCGAGCAGACCCUGAAGGUGGAGUUCUCGGCCCUGGACUUCCUGCUUCACACCAAAGCUCUUCUUUCCACCGUUAACUUCCUGCACAGCUCCACUCCUCCAUCACUCAGGGCCUCACAGGGACCAGGAGCCAAGAGACCAGCAGACAGAAGCACACCAGGCAAACCAGAGUGGGAGACGGACCAGAGUGGGAGACGGACCAGAGUGGGAGACGGACCAGAGUGGGAGACGGACCAGAGUGGGAGACGGACCAGAGUGGGAGACGGACCAGAGUGGGAGACGGACCAGAGUGGGAGACGGACCAGAGUGGGAGACGGACCAGAGUGGGAGACGGACCAGAGUGGGAGACGGACCAGGGUGGGAGACGGACCAGGGUGGGAGACGGACCAGGGGGGGAGACGGACCAGGGUGGGAGACGGACCAGGGUGGGAGACGGACCAGGGUGGGAGACGGACCAGGGUGGGAGACGGACCAGGGUGGGAGACGGACCAGGGUGGGAGACGGACCAGGGUGGGAGACGGACCAGGGUGGGAGACGGACCAGGGUGGGAGACGGACCAGGGUGGGAGACGGACCAGGGUGGGAGACGGACCAGGGUGGGAGACGGACCAGGGUGGGAGACGGACCAGGGUGGGAGACGGACCAGGGUGAGCCCUGUAGUCCAGCAGAAGCACUCACCUGGUUUUCCACAGUGUCCAGAGGAGCCAAAGAUACCGACGUCUUCAGCUUUAAAGUCUUUGCGGUGUUGGAGUGUUUCCAUGUGGAGGUGUGUGACGACUGCAGUAGCAUCGCAGACAUCAGAGUCCAAGGUAUCGAUGCCUCAGUCCUGGUUCACUCAAAGGAGACAGUGGUGAACGCUCGCCUCAAAGACAUCGUAGUCACUGACGUCAGCCCCAACACCAUCCACAGAAAGGCGGUCUCCAUCAUGGGGGAGGAGGUGUUCAGCUUCAGUCUCUCCUUGUUCCCGGAGGAGACGCAGGCUGAAGGCUACAGCGACAUGUCGAAGGUGGACGGGAAAGUCACGCUGCGUUUGGGCUGCAUCCAGAUCAUCUACCUGCACAAGUUCCUCAUGUCUCUGCUGAUGUUCGUAGAUAAUUUCCAGACGGCUAAAGCGGCGCUGAGCCAGGCCACAGUGCAGGCCGCGGAGAAGGCCGCCUCCAGCGUGAGGGACUUUGCUCAGAAGAGUUUCCGUUUGUCCAUGGACAUCAGGCUGAAGGCUCCGCUCAUCAUCAUCCCACAAGACUCCAACUCCCAUGAUGCACUGGUGGUGGACCUGGGCCUCAUCACCGUGGGCAACAGCUUCUCCCUGCAGCAGGUGGACGGAUGCCCUCUGCCCGCAGUGGUGGAGAGGAUGGAGGUCCAGCUGAGCCAACUCAAGCUGUCCAGACUGACUCAGAAACAGACGGUCUCUGGUGUGGAGAUGCUUCAGCCAAUCAGCUUUGAGCUGCUGGUCACCAGAAACCUCUGCUCUUCAUGGUACCACAAGAUCCCAGCAGUCCAGGUCCAAGGCGUCCUGCACUCACUCACAAUGAGUCUGGGGGAGGACGACCUGGCUCUGCUCACCAAGAUCCUGGUCCACAACAUCGGAGAAGGCAGCAGCCUGGAGCGGAAUCUGGGCCCUGAAGCAGAGAGCGAACUGUUCCCUCCGCAGCAGCAGAACUCUGCCCCCUCCUCCACUCCCUCCUCAGAGCUCACACAAACACAACAAACUGAACUGGAGAAGACCAUCAACGUCCUGCUGAAGCUGGAGAUCAAAGAGGUGAAGCUGACUCUGAAGAAGCCCAAAGACCAAGUGGAGACCCCUUUCCUGGUUCUUCACGCUGCUCAACUCGGCAUCGACACCAAAGUGCGGAAGUACGACACGUGUGCAACCGUGUACCUGCGGGAGAUCACCGCUACCUGUCUGGAGUUCACAGACAUGAAUGGCGAUGAUCUCUGCAUCAUUCGGUCGUCAGCGGAGACGGGGGCGGAGCUUCUCAAAGUGCAGUAUUUCAAGGCCGAUCGCAAUGGACCAAACUUCAGCACAGUCUUCAAGAGCACUGAGCAGAUGAUCAACGUCCUGUUCUCCUCUCUGGACCUGGUUCUUCACACUGAGGCUCUUCUCUCCUCCAUAAACUUUCUGUCAGGGGUAAUGACUCCCAUUUCAGCGUCUGCAGAGAAAGAUACUCGGAGGAAACCAGAGGACAAGAACCAGAGCACAAAGUCCACCGCACUUGUCUCCCCAGUGGAAAACGUCAUCGACCUGAAGCUGUUGGCAACGCUCACCUCUUUUCAUGUUUUGGUUUGUGACCAGAAGAGCAACAUCGCCGACAUCCAAGUCCAUGGCGACACGGCACCACACCCACAGGACAGGGACGUGACGGUGACGAAGGAGAAUCUACAGAACACAGACAGAAGCAGAGGACCAUCUCCACCCUCUGACCUGUGGGACAUUGGGCAAACCGGAGCACCUGGAGGAAACCCCUGUCCGCACUCUCUCCAGGUCCCACUGCACUGCUGCUGUGGAGGCUUCACCGCUGUCUGA
Knipowitschia caucasica is the source of this 5046-nucleotide messenger RNA. The record is from the annotation of a GenBank genome assembly. Lineage: Eukaryota; Metazoa; Chordata; Actinopteri; Gobiiformes; Gobiidae.